This is a messenger RNA of Silurus meridionalis, 1752 nucleotides long. RefSeq names its product store-operated calcium entry-associated regulatory factor (gene saraf). The coding region runs from base 243 to 1289 and encodes 348 amino acids. The record is from RefSeq and is a predicted model, not a curated record. Gene Ontology annotation, cellular component: endoplasmic reticulum membrane. The transcript has 6 exons. Gene Ontology annotation, biological process: regulation of store-operated calcium entry. NCBI's taxonomy places the organism in Eukaryota, Metazoa, Chordata, Actinopteri, Siluriformes, Siluridae.
AAACCCGGAAGCGGAAGCAGCGCGUCUGUUUGCGGCGUCACAGUGGAUUUGCAGCAGCUCGCUUUCCGCAGUGAAAAGGAGAUUAAAAAGAGCGUUAGAAACGUGUCAUUCGGCGCACACGCAGUGGACAAAAACGUGUUUAAUAAAGAACCACGUGGAAGAGACGUGUGCUUUUUAGUUUGUUCUGAAAUAAUCCGGGUUAGUUUUAGCAUUGCUAACUGUUUAGCGAGCAGAUUGUAAACAUGGCGCUGACAGCGGUGAUCCUGUUUAACCUGAUCACGUGGCCGCUCCUCGUCUCCUGCUGGACUGACGAAGCCGUGUUACUCCGUGAUGUCCAGGUUCUGACCCUGUACAGGGGUCGCUACACGACCGCCCGCCGCUCCAGUCCUGUCCCCCAGCUGCAGUGUGUUGGAGGAUCCGCGGGCUGCACCGCUUUUGUCCCUGAAGUGGUUCAGUGCCAGAAUAAGGGCUGGGACGGAGUGGACAUCCAGUGGGAGUGCAAGGCUGACAUGGAUAACUGGUACCGUUUUGGAAAGGUGGAGGUUUCCUGUGAAGGCUACAACAACCCUGGUGACUCCUAUAUCCUGCGAGGCUCUUGCGGUCUUGAGUACGCGCUGGAGCUCACCGCUGAGGGGCGGCAGAACCGGGGCGGGUCGCCAUUCUCUGGCUCCUGGUUCUCCAAGGAGAAGCAGAAGCAUGGAAGCGGCGAGGGUUUAGGCGAUUUAAACAGCCUGGUGAUCGUUGGCGCCAUCCUGCUGCUUGGAUUUGCCGUUUAUAAGUUGUUCUUGUGCGACCUCAAUCGUGGUUCCAAUGGAGACGGGUUCCGAGGAAACCAAGGGCCUGGUGGAGCCAACAAUGGUAACAUGGGUCCACCUCCACCUGGGUUCAAAUCUGAGUAUACAGAUCCUCCUCCUGCUUACGACUAUUCGGAUUCGUACAGUGAACCUCGCGCUGCCGGCUGUGGAGGAGGUGGAUUUGGAGGAGUUGGGGGUGGAUUUGGAGGAGUUGGGGGUGGACUCGGAGGACUUGGGGGUGGACUCGGAGGACUUGGGGGUGGAGUAAGGGGCAGAAACCGAGGUGGAAACGGUUUCUGGUCUGGAAUGGGAACAGGAGGGCUGCUGGGAUACCUGUUUGGCUCUCAGAGUGGUGGUGGUAGGCGUGUUCCUCAUGUGAGCCCUUUCACGUCACCGCAUUACAACAGCAGCUCCAACAGCAGCUCCAACAGCAGCUCCAACAGCAGCUCUGGGAGUCGCACUGCUUCAGGUUUUGGUGGAACGAAGAGAAGAUAAGCGGCGCUGGAUACGACCAGGGCGACUGACGACGUCCUGAACGAACGUUAACCAGUAAAACCAGUAGCUUUAGCUUCGGUGGGUUUUAUUUCCAGCUUUUCUAUGAGUAAGGAGCUCCUGAUCUAUCUGAUCUAUCUGAUCUAUCAUUUCUGAGUGAAUAUAUUGAAUGUGUGAUUUAAUGAUCUUGAGUUCCUGAUGUAAACAAUUUUUCACAAGAAGCUUUUAUUAUUAUCAGUCCUGCAGGAUUCCAAACACACACUGAGAUAUACAUUUGUUUGAACAAUAAAAAAAUAGUUGGGGGGGGGGGGUAUAUAUAAAUAUAGUAUGUAUAGGUAUAGUGUGGUGAAGCUGCUUAUUAAUUUUCAGCACCAGGUUUAUUAAUCUUACAGUGGCUUCUUUCUGUACUUAAACACCAGAUCUUUUUUCCUCUGUUCAUGCAAAAAUAAAAUUAUUUUUAUAGAAA